This is a messenger RNA of Vitrella brassicaformis, 1533 nucleotides long. The record is from the annotation of a GenBank genome assembly. Lineage: Eukaryota; Vitrellaceae.
CUCGCCUCGUGAUGACGGAGAAGAGAUCUGAUGUAAUGCAGGCUGCAUGAGAAGAUGCAACCCAUCCGACUCACGCGGAAUCGCCCUCCGCCUCCUCUUUCGGCACCCUCUGACUCCCCUCUCCCUCCCUCGUCAGCUGCCGCCUGCAUCCAUGUCCGCCCUCUCCGCACUCUCCGAUUCUCCCCGUCUUUCCAGCGGCGGCGGCCUUUCGACCGCAUGGGCGGCACUGAGCUCCGACACCUGGCUCUCAAAUUCGUCGCCUGCAAGCUGCACAAUGCCGAGCUGUGGCGGGGUCUGGCCAGCCGGACAGUCGCCAUCGGCCGUGAGAGGCGGCUGAUGAGUCCGCGCGACCUCGCCCUCAUCAUGAAUGCCUUCAAGCGGAUGGGCAUCUCCGAGCCGGCGCUGCUCAGCGAGUGCGAGCGCAUCGUCACCGACCGGCUGCACGAGUUCUCGGGUGAGGACCUGGCUUUAGUUGCGCUGAGCUACGCGGCCAUGGAAGGGUCGACGGUGGGCUUGUUGAUGACGGUGGCUGACCGGGUGUGUCAGCAGGCGGACGAGGGGCGGCCGCCACAGCAGGUCUUAUCGUGGGUGCAUUUGGUGGGCGCUCUCGCAAAGGCAGGGGUGCCGCAUCAGGUGAGAGAAGCAUUCACACACAGACAGACAGACAGACAGACGCAUCACACGGCCUUCUUGAUGCGGUCAUUCGGUUCCAUCCAGGAGUGUUUCCAGUUCGCGGCUCCGCCCAUCUGUGACGCGCUGGAGGGGAGGGAGCGCUUCGCCGGCAGGCUCAUCGCCAAGAUAGCCGCGUCAUAUGCACGGUCAGACGGGCGUACAGCGGGGAAUAGGACGGACGGCUCAGACGUUGAUACGUGCUCUCGUAUGUGUGUCGUGAUUGCAGGUUUGGGUACAAGCAUGACCGGCUGCUGGAGCUGCUGGCCAAACGCAUCCCUACUGUGUACCUCAGCGACGCUGAAAUACUGGUAAGGACAGCACAAGUCCUGGUGCACUGUGAUGACUGCGGCAACCACACCGUGUGCCCUCUUCCUGUGCCUGUGUGUGUGUGUGCAGCUGCUGCAGCGAAGCUUCAAGGCGCUGCAAUUCGAAGACGGCACUCUCGACCGCAUCGUGCAGCUGAGGCUGAAUGGGUGAUGGAGGGCAGGAAAGGCGAUGCCUUCCUCCCUUCCCUACGCCUUCAGCGUCGCCUUCACGAUGCGGAGGGCAGAGAGGCGGACGGGUGGGAUGGCUCCCGUCUUGAUCAGACUACAUUGGGUAUGUAUCUGUCUGUCGGAUUGUCCAUUGUGUACAUACGGAACACUACAUGAGGGGGUUGGUAUGAUGAGGUCUCAGCGUCUCCCAUGUCAUGGCUUGUCUCCUUCGCGGGGUUGACCUCUGGGAGACGACACACAUGUGCGGCCGUCUCACACAAGUCGACUUUGGCGGGGAGACAAAUCGUGAGAUGAUGAGAGAAUGAUCGGAGAGACCGAUAAGAUUCGAUGCAUUUGCAAUAUGCGUUCAAUCAUGGCUGCAUCCGAG